AUGAAACAAGUGAAACAAACAAUGAAGGAAAUGGGAUUGACUCUGCCUUUCAGUAAAACAUGCACAGAGAUAACAGAGAUCGUGAAACCUAAGGGGCCAUUCUUUAUAAAGAGAAUAUUACAAAAAGCAUUUAUUGAAGUAAAUGAGAAGGGUACUGAGGCAGCAGCUGUCACUGAGGAGUCGGAUGAUGACUUGGGAUUUCCGUUGUAUGAUGUAAUAAAACCUCAUCCGAGAUUUGUAGCAGAUCACCCUUUCUUGUUCAUGAUAAGGGAAGAGGUUUCAAAAUUGGUGCUUUUCACUGGAGCUCUACUGAAUCCAUCGAAUGACCAUUCAGAUGAUGUUUCAUCAAGUGAUUCGGAUUCGGAUGAUUAA
Molecule: messenger RNA, 372 nt
Organism: Lycium ferocissimum
Lineage: Eukaryota; Viridiplantae; Streptophyta; Magnoliopsida; Solanales; Solanaceae
Product: probable non-inhibitory serpin-Z9
Exons: 1
Coding region: 1-372 (123 amino acids)
Molecular function (GO): serine-type endopeptidase inhibitor activity
Source: RefSeq, a predicted model, not a curated record